Anarrhichthys ocellatus (wolf-eel) is the source of this 2758-nucleotide messenger RNA. RefSeq names its product small nuclear RNA activating complex, polypeptide 1b (gene snapc1b). The coding region runs from base 278 to 1348 and encodes 356 amino acids. Gene Ontology annotation, cellular component: snRNA-activating protein complex. The record is from RefSeq and is a predicted model, not a curated record. Gene Ontology annotation, biological process: snRNA transcription by RNA polymerase III; snRNA transcription by RNA polymerase II. The transcript is spliced from 10 exons. NCBI's taxonomy places the organism in Eukaryota, Metazoa, Chordata, Actinopteri, Perciformes, Anarhichadidae. Gene Ontology annotation, molecular function: sequence-specific DNA binding.
GAGGUUAUUAAAUGGCAGGCUUCAUCACAAGCAUGAAGUCAGUGAGUGUGUGUAUAUGAUAAAAGAAUAUCGUACAUGUAUAAGAUAGUUUUACUUCGCGACGGUCCAUGAAUGCAUCACGAGGGCAGGCAAAGACGUCGGGUACUGAUGACGCACUAAACCGUCGACGGUCGUUUUUAAAUCGUGUGUCUUGUUUACAUCAUGGAUGUGUCCGUUGGUUUGGUCGUUUUUAGUACUUUUUAAUUCGUUUUAACGGUUGCCGGUUGAAGCAGGUGGGAUGGACUUCUGUAAGAAGCACGUGAAGUCGGACUGCGUGGAGCUGCUGAGCCGCUUCCAGGGAUCCGAGUCCGUCCGCUUCCAGGUUUUCUCCAAAAUAUGGAGAGAAAUGGAGUUCUCACAGAUUUUCUACGGCACUGUGAACCACCAAGAGCAGCGAGCGUUCUGCCGUCUGAUCCUGGACACCGCCUACAUCUUCUUCUUGCCUCCGUACAGCUUCCAGAUCAGAGUGGGAGGACUGUACCUGCUGCACAGCUUGUAUCAAUGUCAGAUCACCUCGCCCCGAGAGCAGAUCCGUCUGGCGCUGAAGGACUGGGAGGACGUGAUGAAGCUUGAGAAGGACGCCGUCAAUGCUCAGCACCACGACGCCGUUUACAUCCUCCGACAGCUGAUGUUGCACAAAGCUUUCAGCUUCACUGCCAUGCCCACGAUGCUUGCCUUCAAGAAGAAGAGGAAGGUGGAGAGCUUGGCGCUGUGUGAGGAGUUCAUGGAGCGACCGUCUCGUCCACAGGAGCUCAUCAACAUCGAGCUGCUGGAGGAAUUGUCCAACAUCGAUGAGCUCUACGGGAAGCUGAAGACUUCUGUCUCUUCGGAGUCGGAGCCGGCGGAUUCUUCCAUCAACCUGAUCCGUAAAGACCUGGCCCCACAGCUACGCAGCACUGUGGUGGAUUUCUACAAGUGGCAGCAAAGGAAGAGUGGUCCUCAUGAAGAUGAAGAUGAAGACAGCGGUGAGGGGACGUCAUCUCAGCAGGAGUGCUCCAAAAGAGCCCAGCGCCUCGCCUCCAUCAAGUCAAAGGCAUACGGAGAGGCAACAGAGGCCUCCAAGUCACGGCGCCAUCGUCAGGUGGAGGUGGAUUUCACGAGUAACGUGGCCGGACCCUCCCACUCGUCACGUUACUCCAGAACAAAUAAACCGUCACUCAAAGCCAGAACCUAUGAGAACGUUCACAUCUCAGGUGACUUGUGGAAAGAAGCCGGGGAGAUGACUCAGAUCAGGUGUCUCACCACAGUGGACUUUGCUCCUAAAGUCCAUUCAGGAAAACAAAACCCGGUAAAAAGAUUCAAGUGGUGAUGAAGACCCUUCAGAAGUCAACCUGCAUCUUGAUACAGCGAUUGUUUCAUGUUUUAAAGUGUUGAAAUAGAUGAUUGUUAGUGUCAUGAAUUUCCUUUAAUCUUAAAUGUUCUGUAUCAUAGAAAAUGUGAAUGUUGUUUUUUACAUUUUAAGGUGUUUUACAUUGUUUUUUUAAUGAGCAGUCUUUAUAGUGACUGUAACUUAAGAAAGAAUAUUGUUCUAACUUAUGUUCUUAUUGAAUGCAGCGUUUUGUAAAAUGUAAACACCAAUACGUUUUCUUUUUGCAAUUUUACAGCCAUCACUUGUUGAAAAUGUACCCUGAACUUGUCUCUUAGUCGGAUACCUUUAACCUAUUACAGUAAAGAAAGCUGUCGGUUGUGUCUACUAACUUAAGCACAAAGUUCAGUAGUGUAUAUAACUAUAACAUUUUCCAAAGUUCAUCUCUCUGUGCAGCUUCUUCUGUGAAAAAAAAGUUCAAACUGGAUUUAUGUUCUGCAGCUUUCAUGAAGUUUAAAUAAUUUUAUGUAAAAGCUAUUGUUCCUUGUGUGACAUUUGAUUCAGACCAAAUCAUGUGUGUGUAUUUCAUAUUGAAAAGCUAAAAGUGUGUGGAUGUCCCUGAUUUUGCUAUUUAGUUCUUCUCCUUGGAAAGCAUUUGGUAAGUGUGAUACAACUGUUGAUUUUACAACACAACUUUAUAUUGUGACAGAAAAACAGACAUAGACCUUAGAUAAGACCUAAAAACAGCGUCCAGCAUUUUUAAUAAUUACCUUGAAAUCAAUUGUUAAUUAUCAUGUAUUAAUUUGUUAUUUCAUGCAUUUAAAUAUGUAAUUUAAAAGUACCUUAACUAUGAUAAAUCGUGAUUUCCACUAGAGUCAAAAGCUCUCAUAAACUAAGCGGCCUAGCUAGUUUACUAGCUAAACUUAAGCCUAGUUUAGCCUAGCUGAUUUGUUAAUCUCUUUUUAUUCCCUAUGACUGUAUUUAGCAAACAUUACUACUUAUUUAGGAAAGAUGACAAAGCGUUAGUUAAUUAAAAUGUACAUCUCUUAUUGAUUUUUUUGACAUUUGUUGUUUAAUGUAAGUAAAUGUAGCUGAAUUAGCUAAAGCUAGCUGUGGAAACCAGCUAGUUUGCAGCAUUUAGCUUUUGUUUUUAGCAGUUUUCUUUUUCACUAUACAUUUGUAUUUGAUGUUUUUCAAAUGAGUCAGCUUUUGUCUUUUACUCAUUUGUAAAUAGAUAUAUAACGUUAUUUAGUGUUUUUAUUUUUUUGUCAUUGCAGGGCAGCACUGAUGGAUGCACAGUUCAAAGACCAUGGGCUAAAUGUGUGAAAGGCAAAUAUUCUCCUGUUCUUUCCGAAAUUGGAUGAAUUUAAGCAAAUUAUUUCGUGACUUUAGAACACAAAUCUACAUGUAACA